Molecule: messenger RNA, 587 nt
Organism: Sitodiplosis mosellana (orange wheat blossom midge)
Lineage: Eukaryota; Metazoa; Arthropoda; Insecta; Diptera; Cecidomyiidae
Exons: 4
Coding region: 149-442 (97 amino acids)
Biological process (GO): cellular response to oxidative stress
Cellular component (GO): cytoplasm
Molecular function (GO): glutathione disulfide oxidoreductase activity
Source: RefSeq, a predicted model, not a curated record
CGUUUUUCAUUCGAAUUCGAAGAUGAGUAUGUGUUAGUGCGUUGCUGUCGAACGCGAGCGCACUGUUGCUGUUUAUUCAUACUGUAAGUCUGUCGGUGAGACGGUGACAUUGACAAUUUAUUCGUUUUGCACAACAGAGAAUAUCGCAAUGGCAGCUGAGUUCGUGAGUGAGACAAUUGCCAAAGAUAAGGUUGUUAUUUUUUCGAAAACCUACUGUCCAUACUGCACAAUGGCCAAAGAGCAAUUCCAAAAGUUGAAGCAAGAGUUCACUGCCAUUGAAUUGGAGAACCGCGACGAUUGCAAUGAGAUUCAAGCGGCUUUGGGUCAAAUCACCGGAGGAACAACGGUACCUCGCGUGUUUGUCAAAGGCAAAUUCAUCGGUGGCGGUACUGAUGUGAAGAAACUCAACGAGUCUGGUGAAUUGAAAAAGCUAUUGGAAUAAUAAAAAUCAACACUCCAUGCACGACAAUAAUGUAAUAAUUUAUGUGAAUUCUUUUAAGCAUUCAUCGCCGAUGUCAUAUAUUAUUCCUUCACAUUCACUUCCGCUAUUGUAAAUCGAAUAAAAUGGCACAUAAUUCAAAAAAAAA